UUGAUGGUAAGCAACCUGAAAUCAUAGAAGUUGAUUAGUUGAUUUGGCUGUUCUGACCACCACCCAAACCCUCCUCACCCUCUUCUUCUUUCUUCUUUCUUAGACUCUCUCUCUCUCUCUCUCUCGCUCGCUUGCUCUCUUGCACUGAAACUGAAAACUGUUAUCCAAAGCCCUAAAUUCUCUUGAGGUUCCACAAUUCCUCCAUACAUAAGCUGCUUCCUUUUCGUGCUGCUUCUCUCUCUCUCUCUCUCUCUCUCUCUCUCUCUCUGUGCUUGUGUUUCUCUCAUUUACUUACUGGUUCUGUACCGGCGGAGCUUCACACCAGUGUGCUCUUCUUCAUUGUUUCUCGAUCUCGUCUCUCUCAAAUUCGUCAAUUUUUGACUGCUCGAUGGCUGAAGGCAAGCUCGAUCUGCCUGGCGAUCUCCUUUCGUCUAGACCAUCUGAUCAGUCAUGGACUCCCAAAGCAGUUGAAACUUCUGGAGGAAAUGGUGAGGAAAAGGUGCUUUCUGGGUUUGAUGAGUCAAAAGAUAUACUGGCCUCAGAAAGCAGCAUUCCUUUGUCUCCGCAGUGGCUUUAUGCAAAACCAAGUGAGUCUAAGAUGGAAGUGCGUCCUCCAAGUUCGCUUGGACACUCCACAGAUAGCAACCAGAAGGAUAGUUGGCGCUUGGAAGGAUCUGAGGAAAAAAAGGAUUGGAGACGGCUUAAUAAUGAGAGUGAAAGUAGCCGUCGCUGGCGUGAAGAGGAAAGAGAAACUAGCUUACUUGGCAGUAGAAGGGAUCGUCGGAAAACAGAACGCCGAGUUGAUAGUGUUUCAAUGAGAGAAACAACCGAUAGUAGAGCAUUACCUACCUCUGAUAGGUGGCAUGAUGGCCGUAACCCUGUGCAUGAAACACGACGUGAUAGCAAAUGGUCAUCUAGGUGGGGUCCUGAAGAGAAAGAUAAGGACUCUCGAACUGAGAAGAAAACGGAUGUGGAGAAAGAAGAUGCUCAAAAUGAAAAUCAAUCUAUUGUGGGAAGCAAUCGUUCUGCUUCUGAGCGUGACCUGGAGUCUCGAGAUAAAUGGAGGCCACGCCAUCGGAUGGAGGUUCAACCUGGUGGAUCAGCCACAUAUCGUGCUGCACCUGGAUUUGGACUUGAAAGAGGUCGAGUUGAGAGUUCGAAUGUGGGAUUUACAGUUGGAAGAGGACGGCCAAAUGUUGUGGGUAGACUUUCAUCUUCAGGCUCUAUUGGUGCUGCUUAUUCUGAAAAAGGUGGAAGUAUUCCUGGACAACCAAGACAGUCAUCUGAUAGUUGUUGCUACCCAAGGGGAAAGCUUCUUGACAUUUAUCGUCGCCAAAAGCUUGAUCCAUCUGUUGCUGCAAUGCCAGAUGAGAUGGAGGAAACGUCCCCGGUAACUCAAGUAGGCCUGAUUGAACCAUUGGCUUUUGUUGCUCCGGAUGCUGAAGAGGAGGCUAUCCUUAGGGAUAUAUGGAAGGGAAAGAUUACAAGUAGUGGUGUGGUAUAUAACUCAUUCAGAAAGGGAAGGUCAACUGAAAAUAUUACAGGUGUGGGUGACUUGGAAUCCACAGAUGGAGUUGGAGGCAUUCUGCCUUCAAGCCUUGUUGAGGAAACUAAUGAUACUGAGCAGGAGGAUGCAUAUCAAGCUGAUGGUAAUGGAAAUGGUGUUAAUUGUAAAGAAGGGAAAGACAAAGUAUCUACAGCUAAUGGCUAUGAUGGUGUGAUUCCAACAGUUCCAAAGAGUAAUGGUUUCUGCCGUGUCAUGGAGACUGGUGAUGCUUACCAUAGUGUUUUUGAGCUUAAUGCUGAUGGAAUUAGGCGAAAGGAAGAUUCUUCUUUUGGCAGUCAUUCUCAGCUUCAUGACAUUGGGUCUGUCACUUCUGACAUCAGAUCGAAGCUUCCUGAUGAUUCAAGUUCUCUCUAUAUUUUGCCCUCUCCUGAACUGAAUGACAAUAACAAGACUGAGGCAAAAGAAUUAACAAAAGAUGUCCCACCUGAGGAUUUGUGUUUGUAUUACCUUGAUCCUCAAGGUGUAAUCCAAGGACCAUAUCUGGGAGUUGAUAUCAUUUCGUGGUUUGAGCAAAGAUUUUUUGGUACAGAUUUGCCUGUUCGCCUAGCAGAUGCUCCAGAAGGAACACCUUUCCAGGAUUUGGGUAAGGUCAUGCCACACCUGAAAGAAUGGGAUGGACAAGCCAAUGACAUUGAUCAAAAUAUGAAGGUAGAAUCAUCCAAUGCCUUCGGAGUAAUGACGGAAUCUGGUAUACCUUCUGGUCCUGUUUCAGGAAUAGCUGAUUCAUCUGUUGCAAAAGAUCUAUGUCGGUCAUUGCCCGAGUUUAGCAGUCUCUCAGAUGAUCUUGUUCAGUUAAGAAUAUCGGAGCCUGAAUCUCCAUUACAACUGCCACGUUUAAGGGGAAGUUAUCAUGAUUUUGGUGUACAAGAUGAAGAAAUAUUAUUUCCAGGAAGACCUUUGAACACAGAUUAUCCUACUGCUAAAUCUUCUGGGAGUGUCCAUGAUCCUUUAGUUAACAACCUUUCUCCUCCAAAUGAAUUCAGGGAACCUGGUUUGCCCAACCAGACUGAUAGGAAGUUGCACCCCUUCGGCUUGCUGUGGUCUGAGCUAGAAAGUGUUCAACCAAAACAUGCAAAGUCAUCCAAUAUGCCGUCAAGCAUGGGGAGGGCUGGUACAUUUAGCAUGGUGGCAGAUCCAGCUGUUGCUGAGAGAAGAUCUGAUGUUUAUGGAACAAACUCACUUUCUGAUCCUAAUCUGUAUCAAGAUGUGAUGGCUGCUCAUCAUUUAUCACGUGUGGAACAGGAAUCCAGUCGUUUUGAUUUAGCAGAGCAGCUUUUGUCACAACAAUUGCAGCAACAGCAGCUGCAACAGAGAAAUAUGUUGUCUAAUUUUGCCCAGUUAAAUGACUCGGUUUUAGAGCAUUUGCCAAGUCAAAAUUUUAUUCACCAACAAAUGGCCAACCAUUCUGCACAGGAUUUUGAUAAUCCGUUGGCACUUCAGCUGCAACACCAUAGGCAGCUUCAGCUCCAGCAACAACAGCAGCAACAGCAGCAGAUCCAUCAACAGCAAAAGCUUUUGCAGGAACAGCUGCAGUCUCGUGUACGGCAGAAGUUGCUACUUGAACAGUUGCUGCAUGGUCAAAUGCAUGAUCCUGGUGUUGGACAGCCACAUGCUGAUCCCGUCAGAGCCAACAAUGUUCUUGAUCAGGUUAUUUUGGAACAGCAUCUUCUACAUCAACUGCAGCACCGGUCUCAGCAUCCUUCAAUGCAUGUUGAUCCAUCCCGUGAGCAACUUAUUCAAGCAAAAUAUUGUCAGCCAUCACUGCAGGAACAUCAAAGAGAUUUAUUUGAGGUACUGUCUCAUCCACAGCAUGGACAACUGCACUCAUUGGAACAUCAGAUGCUUCAUCAUGAGCUGCUGCAAGCCAGACAGUUGCAAAUGGGAUUAAGGCCACGGACCAAUAUGGAAGAAGAGAGGCAUAUUAAUUCUGUCUGGCCAGCUGAUGAGUCCAAUCAGUACUUAAGGACCCAUUCUGGUACUCUCCGAGCUCACUCCUCUGGCUUUGGUCCAUUAGAUGUUUAUCAGCAGCAACAGAGAGCAUCUCAUGAUGAGCAGCUGAGUCACCUUGAGCGGAAUCUUUCACUGCAGGAGCGACUUCAGCAUGGGCUUUUUGAUCCUGGCUCUGGAUCAUUUGAGCGGUCAAUGUCUUUGCCUCCUGGUGCUUCAGGAAUGAACCUGGAUGUUGUAAAUGCUUUAACCCGUGCUCAUGGUAUGGAUAUGCAGGACUCUAGUGCACGUAUGCAAUCUUCUGGUCAAGUUGGAACUUUUCCCUCCAAUGUUCAUCCUCGUAAUCUUCAUCAUCCUCUAAUUCCUAACCAAUUCCAGACUUCACAUAUGGAUGCAGUCGAGGCCUUUUGGCCGGAAAGGAAUGAACAGCUUGAAAAUGGCUGGAUGGAAUCUCGGUUUCAACAGCAUCAUGCUAAUACUGAGAGGCAGAAACGGGAGUUGGAAAUUAAAGUUACUUCUGAAGAUUCAACAUUAUGGAUGUCAGAUGGAUUUAAUGAAAAGUCGAAGCGCCUGUUGAUGGAAUUGCUCAAUCAGAAAUCAGGUCAUCAACUAGCUGAUUCUUUAGAUGUGAGCAACGGCAGGUCCUCAGGUCUCUACUCUGGACCAAGUUCAUCAGAUGGCCCAUUUAGUCUUCAUCCAGAUCGAGAUGCUGGUUUAAAUAAUUCAUCUCAGGUGGGAUCUUAUGGUUGCAAUGGACCGUCACUGGAAGAGAAGGCCAGCAGUGUAGAAAGCAAUGAAAAAUUGCCUUUUAGAUCUGAUUCUGUCACAACAGUUGAGGGAGAGUCUUUCUUAGCCGUCGCUAAUGAGACCAGUCAGUCACUUUACACAAAUCCUAAAAUGAUUAGUAGGUCUCUUGUGAACAAAGAGAUUCCUGAGGUGGAUGGGAAGAAGACUGAGCUGAAAGGUGAGGGUUUGACAAAAGGUGGGCCUUUUGAGAGCAUGGUUGAACAUGCAGGAUUGACUGCUCUAAAUCAUGAAGACAGAUCAGUAAAUGCCCUAAGCAGGCAUUCUUCUCUUGUUAAAGGUGCAAAUGCAGGCUUGUACAAUGACAAGUUUAGACCAAGUAAUUUUUUUGUGGAAGAUAUUGGCAAGGAUCGGUUGUCAGUCUCAUCCAAAGGGCCAGAUAAUAUCCUGCUAAGACGACCUCCUCCUGCUUCGCACACUUCAUCAUCUCAGGAUGGAUUGGCUGAGCUGGUCUCCAACCCAGUUUUCAGAGGAAAGAAUACUUCAAACGCUGCUCCAGAUGGAGGAUGGCAAGAUGCAGUGGGCAAUUCAACAAGUCAAGGCUCAGACACCAUUGCUUCUUUGAAGAAAGACAUGCGUUUUCGUCGUACUUCCUCCUGCGAUGAUGCUGAUGUUUCAGAGGCGUCCUUUAUGGACAUGCUGAAGAGUAAUGCCAAGAAGACAUCUCCAGCCGAUAUUACCCAUGUGACAGCAGGAAUUUCAGACUCGUCAGAUGGAAUGCAAGGUCGAGGUGGUAAAAAGAAAGGAAAGAAAGGGAGGCAAAUUGAUCCUGCUCUCCUUGGUUUUAAAGUUACCAGCAAUCGUAUCAUGAUGGGUGAAAUUCAACGGAUAGACGAAUAGCAGCCCUACUUUUCUGGUUCUUAUUUUUGUUCGUAUUGUACAAUUCCCUUCUCUUGAUGGUUGUACAGGUUUAGUGUACAGCAUAUACCAAUAUGGAAAUUCUUUGAUUUUUACAGCCCCUUUUCACAUCUCAGUGGUGAUGGAGGGGCGGCAGGAGUGCCUUGUUUACAAAUGGUUGUGCAGUUAAGGGGUAUAGAUUUGUAUAGACAAUAACAAGGUUUACAAUGGAAAUGACUUGAGGGAUAGAUUUUUACA
This is a messenger RNA of Ziziphus jujuba (common jujube), 5413 nucleotides long. RefSeq names its product protein ESSENTIAL FOR POTEXVIRUS ACCUMULATION 1. Bases 389 to 5158 code for a protein of 1589 amino acids. The record is from RefSeq and is a predicted model, not a curated record. Gene Ontology annotation, molecular function: protein binding. NCBI's taxonomy places the organism in Eukaryota, Viridiplantae, Streptophyta, Magnoliopsida, Rosales, Rhamnaceae. The transcript has 11 exons.